ACGUAGCCAAAAUUGAACUUCGCUCUUUCUCAACCAGUUUCAGUGACCAUCUCUCAUGUGAUCCCGUUUCGCUUCGACUCACUGAGUCAUGAGGUGCCGAUCCGUAGCUUGCAUAUGGUCGGACACGGUUCCAUCUCACCAAGUCACGGCAACCGCCGUGCUGAAUCAUCCUCCGACACUCUACACCGGCGGAUCUGAUGGCUCCAUCAUCUGGUGGAGCCUCUCCUCCGACGAUUCCAAUCCGGAGUUUAAACCAACAGCUAUGUUGUGUGGUCAUGCUGCACCAAUAGCAGAACUUGACAUUUGCAAUCCUGUUGUAGUUUCGGGAAAUGCUGGCCAUAAAUAUUUGUCGAAUAAUUCAACAGCCAAUUCUAGUAGUGAUACUUAUGGUGGUGGUGCCUUAAUCAGUGCAUGUUCUGAUGGUGUAUUGUGCGUUUGGAGCAGAGGUAGUGGACAUUGCAGGCGGAGAAGGAAGUUGCCUCCUUGGGUGGGAAGUCCAUCCAUAGUGAGGACAUUGGACUCUAAGCCGCAGUAUGUAUGUAUUUCCUGCUGUUUCACUGAUGCGGUCCAUUUGUUGGAUCAUAACUCUGUUGAUUCUGCUGGGUUGGGGGAUGUUUCAGCGGAUAGUGAGUCUCAGAAUAAGAAAGGCCCUAAGUGUACUGUGGUUAUUGUUGAUACAUAUACUCUUACCAUUGUGCAAACUGUUUUUCAUGGGAAUUUAUCCAUUGGGUCGUUGAAAUUUAUGGCUGUAGUUUCAUUAAACAAGGAAGAGGAAAAGCACUCUGUGCUAUUGUCUGAUUCAUUUGGCCGACUGCAGAUGUUGCCAAUAGAAAAGGACCUUCAAGAAGAGAAAGAGCGUGAUGCUGGUUUGCCAAAGAGUUCUUCUCAACUGGAAAUGAAUGUUUGGGCAGAUGGGAUAAGUGAAGGGGGACUGAUCAUGUCGAUGAAAAUUUGUAGGAACAUUAUUGCUUUUGUUCUAAAAAGUCAAUGCAUAUUUAAACUAUUGGACAGAGGUACUACAAUUGGAGAGAUCUCUUUUAUUGACAAUUUCCUUUGUGAAGAUGGUGAUUCUACAUCGCAUAUUGCAGGAUGUAUGUUUCUGAAAAGGGAAGAUGAUAACAAUAUGUUGAAUAUUGAAGAACCCUAUGAAAUAUAUGAAAAGGAGUUUGCUGUUUGGAAUAAUAGAGGUGGUUCGAUAGUGUACUUGAUUACAUAUUUAAAAGAUGUCUUUACAUUUAAGCCUCUCUAUGAGAUACCAUUCACUUCUCGUUCCCAAGAUAUGAAACUAUCAACUUCCUUCAUUCAAUUGAACCAUUAUAUUCUUCGCAUUGAAUCAGUUGGUGUUAAUGCUGAAGAACCUUUACAUUGGAAACCGUAUGUUACAAUAUAUUCACCAUGUCGAAAGCAUGAUGAGAAUGGAAAUAUGUCCUUUAGUUUUAGAAUUCAUGGACAAGGUUCUUCUUUUAUUGAUUGGACUAGGUCUUCUAAUUCAAUUUGUGAGACCGAGGAUUCUAAUGGAAUUGAGACUGAACUAGACUCUAGGCAAUAUGCUGUUCAAAGCAGAAAAAAGGUAAACAAUACAGAUUUAGAAGAGGGUAGUCAUAAUGCUGCUAGUAAGCAACAUGUUGUGUCUUCUUCCAUGGUUAUUGCUGAGACAUCCUUUGCUCCUUAUGCUAUUGUAUACGGAUUUGUUAGUGGAAAAAUACAAGUUGUGCGAUUUGAUUUGCUUGAUGGGCUAGAUUUUCAUGGUGGGAGUCCACAUCAUGCAGUUACUUCCCAUUUGUCCAGACAAAACUUUUAUGGGCACACUGGUGCUGUACUAUGUUUGGCUGCUCAUCAUAUGAUUGGUGAUGUCAAAGGAUCAAGUUUCAAUAAGGUUUUAGUGUCUGGAAGUAUGGAUUGCACAGUUCGCAUAUGGGAUCUUGACACUGGAAAUGUCAUUUCCAUAAUGCAUCAUCAUGUGGCUCCAGUGCGCCAAAUAAUUCUUCCCUCAAUUAACACCGAGUAUCCUUGGAGUAAUUGCUUUCUCUCAGUUGGGGAAGACUUAUGUGUUGCUCUUGUUUCUUUUCAGACAUUGAGAGUGGAGAGAAUGUUUCCUGGACAUCCCAACUAUCCUGCAAAAGUUGUAUGGGAUGGUGCAAGAGGUUAUAUUGCAUGUCUGACCCCAAAUAAUUUUGGAACUUCUGAUGCCAAUGACAUUUUAUAUCUCUGGGAUGUAAAGACGGGUGCUCGAGAGCGGGUCAUUCAUGGGACAGCAUCACACUCAGCGUUUGAAUAUUUUUGUAAGGGUAUAAGCAAGGGUAUUGCUGGCACCAUACUUAAUGAAAAUACCUCAGUUUCCUCCUUACUUCUUCCAAUAAUUGAAGAUGGAAGCUCUUCCAACCCUCAUUUGAAUAAGCUAGAAACAUUGGUGGCUUCACCUAAAAGUAUAGUUGAGCGGAAUACUUCUCGAGCACAUGCUGGUAAAGGACGUGCUGGAAAAAGCAAACCAUUUAUUAUUCACAGUAACAAGUAUGCUGUAAAUUGCUCUUGUCCUUUCCCUGGAAUUGCGACUCUAAGUUUUGACCUUGCAUCAUUAAUGUUUAAUUAUCAGAAGCAUGACUCCAUAAAAAAUGGAAACGGAACGCCCAAGAAUAACAAGGUGAGGGAGCAAGUAGCUGAGACAUCAAGUCCUCACCAUAUAAGUUCGAAACAUGGUUCUGACACAGAUGAAACAUCAAAUGAUGUUACAAAUGAGCUUGAUUGGACUAGGUCACUUGAAGAAUGCUUAGUUCGAUUUAGCUUGUCAUUUUUGCACUUGUGGGAUGUGGAUCCUAAGCUUGAUUAUUUGCUUCUUACCGACAUGAAGCUGGAGAGACCAGAUAAAUUUAUUGUGGCUUCUGGUUUACAAGGUGACAGGGGAUCUUUAACAUUGACAUUUCCUGAUCUGAGUGCAGUUUUUGAGCUUUGGAAAUCAUCUUCUGAGUUUUGUGCAAUGAGGUCCUUGACAAUGGUAUCUCUCGCCCAACGAUUGAUAAGCUUGUCACAUUCCACUUCAUCUGCCAGCAGUGCUUUAGCAGCAUUCUACACUAGAAGUUUUGCUGACAAAUUUCCAGAUAUAAAGCCACCCUUACUUCAGCUUUUGGUGAGUUUCUGGCAAGAUGAAAGUGAGCACGUACGUAUGGCUGCACGUACUUUAUUCCACUGCGCUGCUUCACGGGCAAUUCCACUUCCCUUAUGCAGUCCGAAGGCAACUAAUCGUGCAAAAAUGAAUGGUCUAACAAAUCCUAGAGAAGAUGGAAAUUCAAAUGUACAAGCAGAAGAAACACCUGAUAAUAAAUUGUGUACAGACCAAGUGAUGGACACACAGGCGAUAAGUGAGGCAGAGCAAUCUAACAUAUUGGCAUGGCUAGAAUCGUUUGAAAUGCAGGAUUGGAUUUCUUGUGUUGGGGGAACAAGCCAAGAUGCAAUGACGUCUCAUAUUAUUGUAGCAGCAGCAUUGGCUAUUUGGUAUCCAAGUCUUGUAAAGCCUUGUCUUGCCAAGCUGGUGGUUCAUCCACUAAUGAAGCUGGUGAUGGCCAUGAAUGACAAAUACAGCUGCACAGCAGCUGAGCUCCUUGCUGAAGGUAUGGAGAGCACAUGGCAACCCUGCAUUAGUUCUGAAAUACCUCGGUUGAUUGGAGAUAUUUUCUUCCAGAUAGAAUGUGUGAGCGGUCCAUCAGCUAGCUUAGCUGCACAAAAGUCAGCUUUACCAAAUGCCAUCCGUGAGACUUUGGUUGGGAUUCUCCUUCCUAGUUUGGCUAUGGCUGAUGUACCAGCUUACUUAAGUGUUAUAGAAAGUCAAAUUUGGUCGACUGCAUCUGAUUCUUCAGUUCAUCUAGUAUCUCUCAUGACCCUCAUCAGGGUUAUGCGUAGUUCUCCAAGAAAACUAGCUCAACACCUUGAUAAGGUUGUUAACUUUAUUUUACAAACCAUGGACCCUAGUAAUUCAGUUAUGCGUAAAACUUGCAUUCAAAGUUCAAUGACUGCACUAAAGGAAGUUGUGCAUGCAUUCCCCAUGGUGGCUAUAAAUGACACAUGGACCAGAUUGGCUGUAGGUGAUGUUAUUGGAGAGAUCAAAAGUGCUAGCAUUCGUGUCUAUGACUUGCAGAGUGUCAUGAAGAUAAAGGUUCUAGAUGCAAGUGGACCUCCUGGACUUCCAACUUUGCUUGCAGCAGCAGGGGGAUCAGAAACAGUUGUAGCCACUGCCAUUUCAGCCUUGAGUUUUUCGCCUGAUGGAGAGGGACUGGUGGCUUUUUCUGAACAUGGAUUGAUGAUCAGAUGGUGGUCUCUGGGAUCAGUUUGGUGGGAGAAACUGAGUUGGAACCUAGUCCCCGUCCAGUGUACCAAAUUGAUCUUUGUCCCACCGUGGGAGGGAUUCUCACCUAAUUCUUCUAGGUCAAGCAUAAUGGCAAGCGUAAUGGGACAUGACAGACAAGUAGAUUUUCAGGACGAUCCAAAGGUUUCAAGUCAUCCGGAUAAUUUGAAACUGUUGAUUCAUAAUGUCGACCUUUCUUACCGGUUACAAUGGGUUGGCGAACGGAAAGUACUUCUUACAAGGCAUGGUCAAGAGUUGGGCACUUUUCAGCUUUAAGCAUCCAGCAGUGGAGAGAAUGACAAAUGAAAUGGGGGUUGGUGACAUCGAGUCCUUUUUACGAAGCACGGUCACGAUGAGUUGGAAUCGUAUGCAUCCGGUGGUGAAGAAAACAGGUGAAUAUUUUUUUCAUGACUCUUUGUGGGAGCAAAACAAACAAGAAAACGUUUCUUGCAGGCAGAAUAAAAUCUGUGAGGAUGUGUGUACUUAGAUAGCAGUAGCACUUCAUGCCUGCAAUUUUGGUUUUUCUCAGGCUAUAUAUGUAUAUUUACACCAUUCAUUCUUCUUUCUCAUGUCAAAGAUGAGGUCGAUGGUAGCAUUAGUUAAUUCAACACAAAUCGAAUGUAUUCAUCUGGUUUGGAAGAGUUAGUGAGGGUUUAUUCAAGCACAAUUAUUUUUGGCCCUGGGCUUUAUACAUGUACAGAUUGCUAAAGUAAUGAAGUUGCAUAUAAUGUUUGAUGAGGCU
Humulus lupulus (European hop) is the source of this 5078-nucleotide messenger RNA. RefSeq lists its product as uncharacterized. The coding region runs from base 89 to 4612 and encodes 1507 amino acids. Gene Ontology annotation, cellular component: cytoplasm. The record is from RefSeq and is a predicted model, not a curated record. The transcript has 9 exons. Lineage: Eukaryota; Viridiplantae; Streptophyta; Magnoliopsida; Rosales; Cannabaceae. Gene Ontology annotation, molecular function: protein binding.